AUGGUACGCAAGGCUGCUAUUACACUAGCUGUCGCGUUGUCUGCUGUUCUUGCAGUAGCGGCAACUAUUGACAAGAGAAUCAAAUUCGGAGAAGCUGCCAAGCAAGGUGAAUUUCCAUCUAUUAUCCGUAUACAUUAUAAUACUACUAGUGUUUUGUGCGGAGGUAGUUUGUUGGACAACACUACAGUCCUUACUGCUGCUCAUUGCUGGUUUGAGGGCCUUAGGACCCAUCAUAGCGAAAUUGUCAGCGUGAGAGCAGGGAGCCUGAAUAAAAACACGGGAGGAGAAGUAGCCAAAGUUAAAUCCAUAAAAGUACACCCGGAAUACAAGCCUCACUGGAAUCGCAAUGAUAUUGCCAUCUUGAAAUUAUCAACUCCAAUUCAAGAGAGCGGAACAAUCAAAUAUGCGAACUUACCGGCGACUGUCUUAGAUCCUGUGGCUGCAUCCGUCGUAGUAGCCGCAGGUUGGAUGACUAGGGCUGCUUCCACCGUAGUGGCCGCAGGUUGGGGGAUGACCGAGAAUAAUAUACUACCUGAUAAACUUCUCAAGGUUGUCCUCUUUAUUCUAGAUCCUACGGCGUGUUUAGAGGACGGUGAAGAUGAUCCAGAGUAUACAAACUAUCUAGAUACAAAAGUGUGCGCUGGUUAUGCGGGCAAAGAUACAAGCGUAGGGGAUAGCGGCGGUCCUCUUUUUGACUAUAACACGACAGAAUUAAUCGGUGUCACGUCGUUUGGUGGUCUUAGCCCACUCGGCGGCUUUUAUACCAAGAUUAGCCGCUACAUGACGUGGAUUAACGAAAAUCUUGGGGACGUCAAGUCUUUACCGAGCGGCGUAGCGGGCUAG
Molecule: messenger RNA, 843 nt
Organism: Metarhizium brunneum ARSEF 3297
Lineage: Eukaryota; Fungi; Ascomycota; Sordariomycetes; Hypocreales; Clavicipitaceae
Product: Trypsin
Biological process (GO): proteolysis
Molecular function (GO): serine-type endopeptidase activity
Source: RefSeq, a predicted model, not a curated record